Molecule: messenger RNA, 461 nt
Organism: Arabidopsis arenosa
Lineage: Eukaryota; Viridiplantae; Streptophyta; Magnoliopsida; Brassicales; Brassicaceae
Source: the annotation of a GenBank genome assembly
AAAACCAGAUGCAGAAAUCACUAUAAUGGGUUUUGUUUACUGCGAUGUCUGCUCCAACAACAGUUUUUCUAAACACAGUUACUUCAUGUCCGGUGUGGAAGUGAGAAUAGUCUGCAGAUUCAAAGCAGCUUCGUCAACAACGAGAGAGACUAUAACAUUCUCUGCAAACAGAACCACCAACGAGUUCGGACUCUACAAGGUAGCCAUAUCUUCUAUGGAUUGUGCUGAUGUGGACAGUCUCGCGAGUUCUUGUCAAGCGAGUUUGAUCGGACGAAGAAACUUCUCUGGUUCUUCUUGCAACAUUCCUGGUUAUAGAACUACAACGGAUCAGGUCUUAUUUAAGUCUCAAAGGUCUAAUUCCUGUGUUUAUGGAUUCAAUGCUUUGAAUUUCAGACCGUUCAAUAGGGAUCUUGCCUUGUGUGGCAAGAAAUAGGGUUCCUUUAUAAAACUACAAAAUUAUC